AUGUCAUCAAACGCAUCUUGUAUCUUUUGUAAAAUCAUUAAAGGAGAAAUUCCUUCUCUUAAAUUAAUCGAAACUAAACUCAGCUACUCCUUUUUGGACAUUCAACCAACUGCCGAAGGGCACAUCUUGGUCAUCCCAAAGUAUCACGGUGCCAAAUUGCACAACAUUCCAGAUGAGCAUUUGAGUGAUAUCUUGCCCGUGAUGAAGAAAUUGACCAGAGCAUUGAAAUUGGACCAAAACAAUACCCCUGAUGGUGAAGGCUACAACAUCUUGCAGAAUAAUGGAAGAAUAGCUCAUCAAGUUGUUGACCAUGUGCACUUUCAUUUGAUACCCAAGAGAAACGAUGAAGAAGGAUUGGGCGUUGGCUGGCCAGCACAACCUACAGAUUUUGAGAAAUUGGGCAAAUUACAUGAACAAUUGAAAAAAGAGUUGGAAACUGCUGCUGAGAAUGAAAAGUUGUAA
Messenger RNA from Lodderomyces oxycetoniae, 462 nucleotides. RefSeq names its product adenosine 5'-monophosphoramidase (gene HNT1). Bases 1 to 462 code for a protein of 153 amino acids. The record is from RefSeq and is a predicted model, not a curated record. Gene Ontology annotation, molecular function: catalytic activity. Gene Ontology annotation, biological process: nucleotide metabolic process. The transcript has a single exon. NCBI's taxonomy places the organism in Eukaryota, Fungi, Ascomycota, Pichiomycetes, Serinales, Debaryomycetaceae.